Suillus clintonianus is the source of this 1251-nucleotide messenger RNA. RefSeq lists its product as uncharacterized. Lineage: Eukaryota; Fungi; Basidiomycota; Agaricomycetes; Boletales; Suillaceae. The coding region runs from base 1 to 1251 and encodes 416 amino acids. The record is from RefSeq and is a predicted model, not a curated record. The transcript is spliced from 4 exons.
AUGCGCAUGGCUGCUCGAUUCACCCCAUCUUUGUUUUCACAGUCUAUCUUGACUACUGCUACUACUGCACAGGCCUCGGCCACACAGAAGUCUGAUACAUCCAGCACUACUUCGGCUCCAGCGACAACCACCACCCCCGCCUCCACCACCCCUGCAGCUACGUCUACCCAGCAAUCCUCGGCUUCCGUCGUCCCUACUACUUCGUCCUCUUCAACCACGUCUUCAUCGUCCACGUCCUCCAGCACAGGCACCUCAUCCUCCAGCACUUCUACCUCAUCUACAUCCUCAUCUCUAGUCACACAAACUGCACUGACCACGACCCCCACAGCGGUUGUGACUUUGCACACCACCUCCACGCCCACGUCACAAACUAAUAUCAUCCUUGGUACUGGAACCAGCACAUCCGCAACUCCUUCUUCGACUGCUGGCUCCUCAGGGUCCGUUAACACCGCUGCAGUCGUAGGUGGUAUUGUUGGCUGUCUCGCUGGUUUGGCUGUCCUAGGUUUCCUGGUCAUGUGGUGCAUUCGGCGCAAACGCAAGUCCGAUGAAGACGAAUGGAGCGCUGCAGCCUUCAAACGUCAGUCUGCUAUCCUAGUGGACGAUCCUGAACCGUCCUUCAACCCCCGCCCGCCAAGCAUGAUCGAACGUCACAAUGCGUCUCCCGCAUUGACCGCUCAACGCAACUACCAAAACUAUUACGCUGGUUAUGGUCAACAAGCUGCAUACGGGCCUGAUGAAAACAUGCAUGCUGGCUCUCCUCCGAUGCAGCCACACCUCCAGGUGCCAAUGGGGCAUGCCUCGGACCAUGGUCAUCUCACUAGGCAACCGUCCAGCGCGACAUACUUGUCCCGUCAACCAACCGCUGCAGGAUACCCCAUCCCUAACGAUCCUCAGGCUCACUAUGUUGAUCUCGAUCGUUCCAGCGUGACCCCAUUCCAGGCUGCCCAAUAUGCUGAUAUAUCCCGUCAGCUGGGCAGUGACCCACAUUCCACUACGGCUCCACCCCAGCAAUUGGAUCAUGCUCUUAUGCCUAGCCCCUUCGACGACGCAGCGGAAGAAGCCUAUCCUACGCACGAUGCUGCGCCUCGUGCACUAUCUCCCGUUGACAUUGUCGAUCCAUUUGCCGCUGCUAGUACGGCGUCUGGACCUGAGCCGGCCCCAGCGUCCCGCGGGCGAGACAUCACCAAUGCCAAGCGGCCCGAUACCGUAUACACCAUGUAUGAAGAAGGCGACGCCUAUGAUGGUAUCUAA